AUGGGUUCGCACCCGGCACAAUCAGAAAACGCAAAGGAUGGCAUCGCCGACCUUGGCUUCACCCCCAUGAUCAAGGUUGACGAGCCGUGGACGGUUGACAAGGUAGUCAAGGAGAUGCCCGGUGAUGCGCCUGUCGAGGGUUCAAGCUCGCCGCUCGCCUUCUUCCACAUCCUCGAGCGCCUCAAGACGACGAAGCGCGAGGGCUGGAGACGCUUCGGAAUCGAACGGGGCGAAUCCAUUGCCGACCACAUGUACCGCAUGUCCCUCAUCUCCAUGUUUGCGCCGCCGUCCCUCGCUCCGAAGCUCGACCUGCCCAAGUGCAUGAAGAUGUGCCUGAUCCACGACAUGGCCGAGCUGCUCGUCGGCGACAUCACCCCCGUCGACGGCGUGCCCAAGCCCGAGAAGAACCGCCGCGAGGCCUCCACCAUGGACUACCUGACGGCGAACCUGCUGCGCGGCGUCGCCGGCGGCGUCACCGGCGCCGAGGUGCGCGCCAUCUGGCAGGAGUAUGAGGACUCGCAGACGCUCGACAGCCACUUUGUCCACGAUGUCGACAAGAUGGAGCUGCUGCUACAGAUGAUGGAGUACGAGCGCCGCGGCCAGGGCCACGUCGACCUCGGCGAGUUUGCCUACGUCGCCGGCAAGAUGACGCUGCCCGAGACGCGCGCCUGGGCUGACGAGCUCAUUGCCGAGCGCGAGGCGUUUUGGGGCGCCAGGAAGCACGUCCACGGCGACAAGGGCGCCGAGGGCGGCGUCACCGAGGCGCACAUCAAGCAGCAGGAGGACUACUAUCAGCGCGACUAA
This is a messenger RNA of Akanthomyces muscarius, 804 nucleotides long. RefSeq lists its product as uncharacterized. Gene Ontology annotation, molecular function: 5'-deoxynucleotidase activity. Gene Ontology annotation, cellular component: cytoplasm. The transcript has 3 exons. The record is from RefSeq and is a predicted model, not a curated record. Lineage: Eukaryota; Fungi; Ascomycota; Sordariomycetes; Hypocreales; Cordycipitaceae. The coding region runs from base 1 to 804 and encodes 267 amino acids.